AUGUCAGAUCAACAAGAUCAAACAAUGUCAGAAUGGGAUGACACAACAUUAAAUAAAGCAAAAGUUGUUGAAGCAACACCAAGAAGAAAUAGGUGGGAUGAAACACCAGUAAGUAAACCAAGUACAGGUGUAGAGGAAACACCAAAAAGAAGAUCAAGAUGGGAUGAAACACCAAUAAAUAUAAAUAGUGGAGGAUUGAGUGGUGGAGUUACACCAAAUUAUAAUGCAAUGAGUAAUGGUGGUGUAACACCAAUUUUUAAUAAUAUGAUGGAUGGUGGUGUUACACCAGUAUAUAAUAGUAAUAAUAACAACAACAGCAAUAGCAAUGGUGGUAGUAAUAAUAAUAAAAAUAUAUUAAUGCAAACACCAGAUCCAUAUCAAGCACAAUUACAAAAAGAGAUUGACGAAAGAAAUAGACCAUGGACAGAUGAGGAAUUGGAUAAUAUAUUACCAUCGGAAGGAUACGAAAUUUUACAACCACCAGCAAAUUAUCAACCAGUUAUAGCAAGUAAAAAACUUACAGCAAGCACACCAAUUGGUGCUGCAGGUACAAGUGGUGGAUUUUUCAUACAGGAGGAGCAAAGUAGGGGUCAAGAUUUUGGUAUCAUUGAUGCACCCGAUGGUAUCACAAUUAAACCAGAGGAUAAGGUUUACUUUGAAAAGAUUUUACAAGAGGGUGGUGAUAAUGAUGAACAUCUCUCACCAGAGGAGCAAAAGGAGAGAAGAAUUAUGAAACUAUUAUUAAGAAUUAAGAAUGGUACACCACCAAUGCGUAAACAAGCUUUAAGACAAUUGACUGAUAAAGCAAGAGAAUUUGGACCGGCACCAUUGUUCAAUCAGAUAUUACCAUUAUUCACCUCCACCUCAUUGGAGGACCAAGAGAGACAUUUAUUGGUAAAGGUGAUCGAUCGUAUUCUCUACAAAUUGGAUGACUUGGUCAGACCAUAUGUUAGAAAGAUUCUAUCAGUUAUUGAACCAUUUUUAAUUGAUCAGAAUUAUUAUGCUCGUGUUGAGGCAAGAGAAAUCAUAUCAAAUCUUUCAAAAGCCGCUGGUUUGGCAAGUAUGACAUCAACAAUGAGACCUGAUAUCGAUAGUCCAGAGGAAGAUAUUCGUAAUACAACCGCAAGGGCAUUUGCUGUGGUUGCAUCUGCAUUGGGUAUUCCAUCAUUGAUGCCAUUCCUCAAGGCGGUAUGUAAGAGUAAAAAAUCAUGGCAAGCACGUCACACUGGUAUAAAGAUUGUUCAACAAAUUGCCAUUCUAAUGGGUUGUGCCAUUUUACCACAUUUAAAGAAUCUUGUAGUCAUUGUUGAACAUGGUUUAACCGAUGAACAACCAAAGGUACGUACCAUAACAGCAUUGGCAAUCUCUGCAUUGGCAGAGGCAGCAACCCCCUAUGGUAUAGAGUCAUUUGAUAGUGUUUUGAAACCACUUUGGUAUGGUAUUCGUCAAUAUCGUGAAAAAGGUUUAGCAGCAUUUUUAAAAGCAAUUGGUUAUAUCAUCCCAUUGAUGGAAUCUUCAUAUGCAAGCUAUUACACCAAAGAGGUUAUGACUAUUUUAGUUCGUGAAUUUAAAACCAAUGAAGAUGAAAUGAAGAAAAUCGUAUUAAAAGUUGUCAAACAAUGUGUUGCCACCGAGGGUGUUGAAUCAUCCUAUGUUCGUGAAGAGAUUAUUCCAGAGUUUUUCAAACAAUUUUGGGUUAGAAGAAUGGCAUUGGAUAAGAGAAACUAUAAACUAUUGGUUGAAACAACACUUGAAAUUGCAAAUAAAGUUGGUGGUGGUGAAAUUAUUGAAAGAAUUGUUGAUGAUCUUAAAGAUGAAUCCGAAGCCUAUAGAAGAAUGGUAAUGGAGGCAAUUGAAAAGAUAGUUUCAACAUUGGGUGCAUCGGAUAUUAGUCCAACAUUGGAGGAGAGAUUAAUCGAUGGUAUUCUCUAUGCAUUCCAAGAACAAACCACCGAUGAAACUUCAAUUAUGUUACAAGGUUUUGGUACUGUUGUAUUGGCUUUGAAUACUCGUAUUCAACCUUAUCUUCAACAAAUCGCUGGUACCAUUAAAUGGAGACUCAAUAAUAAAUCUGCAAAGGUUAGACAACAAGCAGCCGAUUUAAUCUCACGUAUUGCUGUGGUUAUGAUGAAUUGUGGUGAAGAGCAACUCUUGUCACAUUUGGGUCAAAUUCUUUAUGAAUAUUUAGGUGAAGAGUAUCCAGAGGUAUUGGGUUCAAUCCUAGGUGCAUUGAAGGCCAUUGUAAAUGUAAUUGGUAUGACUAAGAUGACACCACCCAUCAAAGAUCUUUUACCACGUUUAACACCAAUUUUAAAGAAUCGUCAUGAGAAAGUUCAAGAGAAUUGUAUCGAUUUGGUGGGUCGUAUUGCCGAUCGUGGUUCUGAUUUCGUUUCAGACAGAGAGGGUAUGCGUAUUUGUUUCGAACUUUUAGAUAUGUUGAAAGCUCAUAAAAAAGGUAUUCGUCGUGCCGCUGUAAAUACAUUUGGUUACAUUGCAAAAGCUAUUGGUCCUCAAGAGGUAUUGGCAACCCUAUUAAACAAUUUGAAAGUUCAAGAUCGUCAAAACAGAGUUUGUACAACCGUUGCCAUUGCCAUUGUUGCGGAAACUUGUGCACCUUAUACCGUUUUACCAGGUCUAAUCAAUGAAUAUCGUAUUCCAGAGUUGAAUGUUCAAAAUGGUGUUUUGAAAUCUUUAUCUUUCCUCUUUGAAUAUAUUGGCGAAAUGGGUAAAGACUAUAUUUACGCCGUAACUACCCUACUCGAAGAUGCACUCAUGGAUAGAGAUGCUGUACAUCGUCAAACCGCUUGCUCUGCAAUUAAACAUAUUUCAUUGGGUGUAAUGGGUUUAGGUUGUGAAGAUUCACUCACUCAUUUACUCAAUUACGUUUGGCCAAAUGUUUUCGAAACUUCUCCACAUGUUAUCAACGCUUUCUUAGAGGCCGUUGAAGGUUUACGUUUUGCUUUAGGUCCAAAUACUAUUCUUCAAUAUACCCUUCAAGGUUUAUUCCAUCCAUCUCGUAAAGUUAGAAAUAUUUAUUGGAAACUUUAUAAUAUGCUUUAUAUUAGUUCUCAAGAUGCUUUAACACCAUGUUAUCCAAGAACUUUAGAUGAAAAUGAUAAUAAAUAUCAAAGAUAUGAACUUGAUUUUGUAAUUUAA
Molecule: messenger RNA, 3156 nt
Organism: Dictyostelium discoideum AX4
Lineage: Eukaryota; Evosea; Eumycetozoa; Dictyosteliales; Dictyosteliaceae
Gene: sf3b1
Product: HEAT repeat-containing protein
Exons: 2
Coding region: 1-3156 (1051 amino acids)
Biological process (GO): spliceosomal complex assembly
Cellular component (GO): nucleus
Molecular function (GO): mRNA binding
Source: RefSeq, a predicted model, not a curated record